AUGCCCCAGGACUCAAAUACAGCGACGGACGACGUACCCCACGACCGCAACACAGGACACCGUCGCGGGAGGUCGGCUAGUCAGCCAGUGACCCCCGUACACAACGCGCCGAUGUCGAGUCCGAGCACGAGGGCUGUAGACCCACUGGACUUUAGUUUCCUGAAUCAAUACAACGCGGGACCUAGUUCCGCACCUUCAUAUCCUCAGCCAGUUUAUAGCGACGACGCAUUCGCCAGAGCAGUACGUUCGUUGCAAGAAUCACCAUCAGUUGUUCCGCAGGUUCCCCCGAUCCCACCCCCGUCACUCAACCCUGCGCUCAACCCUGCGUUGAAUCCCAUGUCAAGUCAGCCUAUGCCGAACCCAACGGAGGCAUUCCUCGCGGCCAUUCCGUGGCUGCAGUACCUGCAGAUACAGAGCAUAUACGGUCAGCAGCAACAGCAUCAACCACAACAUCAUCAGCUGCAGCAGCAGCAACAACUUCAGUACAUGCCGCCGCCUCCCAUGCCUCAGGUACCAUUUGGCUUCGAUAGCGGGCAACUCGGGUCUUUCGUAUCCAACGACGCCGGACCGAGCGAGCCGCCACAACUACCUCCUCCUCAGCCAGUCAGCAAUCCACCAUCACCCGAGGCUGCAGAACCGCAGGAGGGUGAUCAGAUCGGGAGUUCAGACGACAAGAGGAGGAGGAACACAGCGGCGUCAGCUCGAUUCAGAAUCAAGAAGAAGCAGUGGACAUUGAACCUUGAGCGCGGCAUCUCUGAUCUCUCGGGACGUGUGGAAGAGCUCGAGAGAGAGGCUGGUGAGCUUCGAAGAGAAAAUGGGUGGCUGAAGGAGAUUGUCAUGCUAAAAAGCAAACGCCUCGCUGGUGUUGUCCCUGACUUGGAGCAGGGCACGUCGAGUAGUACGCCGGGCAAUACAUCUAGCCCAGGAGGAGAGCCCAGCAGCAGCAGGGACGGUUCGUCGGAGAGGCCUGGAGAGAAGGGGAAGGGAAGAUAA
Sparassis crispa is the source of this 993-nucleotide messenger RNA. RefSeq lists its product as hypothetical. Gene Ontology annotation, molecular function: RNA polymerase II transcription regulatory region sequence-specific DNA binding; DNA-binding transcription activator activity, RNA polymerase II-specific. Gene Ontology annotation, cellular component: nucleus. The transcript has 3 exons. Gene Ontology annotation, biological process: regulation of transcription by RNA polymerase II. NCBI's taxonomy places the organism in Eukaryota, Fungi, Basidiomycota, Agaricomycetes, Polyporales, Sparassidaceae. Bases 1 to 993 code for a protein of 330 amino acids. The record is from RefSeq and is a predicted model, not a curated record.